AUGCCCCCAACAGGGGUGCCUGCAUUCAGACAUUGGCUUAAACACAAAGAUACAUAUGGUCCCGUGAGCAGCGUCAGCGUCCUGGGACAACCUCUCAUCAUUAUUCAUGACCGCGAGGCAGCGCACUACCUUUUCGACAAGUCAUCAGGGAAAUCCUCGGGACGCCCAUCGGCCAACUUUGGCGGUAGAUUGUGCGGUUUCGACAAGAUUUUGAGUCUCCAGCAAUAUGGCGAUACCUUCAAGCGUCAUCGCAAGUUGGUACACCGGCAGAUGGGCACGAGGGCGGGAGCUGCAAAGUUUCGCCAAAUCCAAGAUGUAGAAUCACAUCGAUUUCUGCUACGCUCUCUUGAUAACCCUGGUAAUUUGAUGGAACAUAUAAGGAAGGAAGCCGGUGGUGUCAUUUUAAAGGCGACAUAUGGUUAUUCUAUUGAACCACAUAAACCAGAUCCUUUAGUGCACUUGGUCGAGUUUAUGGUGGAAGGCAUUAGUAUCGUGGUUGUCCCAAUGAAAUUCGUGGUAGACUUUCUUCCAUGGCUCGAGUACCUCCCGGAAUGCCUACCAGGCAUGUCUUUCAAAGGUCGAGCCCGCCAAUGGAGAAAUAUACUGAACAACACUAUCGAGGCUCCUUAUCAAUUUGUCCGACAGCAAAUGGCUAAGGGUAUCCAGUGCGAAUCAUAUGUAUCCUCCCUCCUGACACAAGAAAAGCUAAAAGGUAGCGGAAACGACAUAUUGGACGAGACCUAUGAGGCUGAUAUUAAGCGCACGGCUGCGAUAAUGUAUGCUGGUGGAGCCGAUACAACAGUGUCAACUAUUCAGAGCUUUAUCUUAGCUAUGAUGGUCUACCCAGAAGUCCUCAAGAAAGCCCAAGCUGAGAUCGACAAUGUCAUUGGUCCUGACAGAUUGCCCGGAUUCGAAGAUCGAGAGAACUUGCCAUAUAUCAAUGGCAUGGUCAAGGAGUCACUCCGAUGGAUGCCGGCCGUACCAAUGGGUGCAGCCCACAAGGCCGACGAUGACAUCUACUAUGGAGACCUUUGCAUUCCAAAGGGCUCAUUUCUACUGCCCAAUGUAUGGUGGUUCCUCCACAACCCAGAAACCUAUCGAGACCCGGAACGCUAUGACCCUGAUCGGUAUCUCGAACCCCGAAAUGAACCAGAUCCAGAUAGCAACUGUUGGGGAUAUGGUCGUCGGAUCUGUCCGGGUCGAUUGCUGGCUGAUGAGAGCAUUUUUAUUGUCAUCGCGCGUGUCGUAGCAGCAUUUGACAUCGAGAAGGAUGUGGACGAACAAGGAAACACCAUUGAGCCCAAGGUAGAGUUCACGACAGAGGGUGCAUUGAGUCGCCCUGUCGACUACCCUUACCGGAUCAAGCCAAGGAAUGCAAAAUGCGUGGACCUGAUAAGAGCUGUGGAGAAGGAACAUCCAUGGGACAAGGGUGACGCCAGUCUUCUUCCGCAGGAUAUGGUCGUAGUGUGA
Messenger RNA from Fusarium pseudograminearum CS3096, 1470 nucleotides. RefSeq lists its product as uncharacterized. NCBI's taxonomy places the organism in Eukaryota, Fungi, Ascomycota, Sordariomycetes, Hypocreales, Nectriaceae. The record is from RefSeq and is a predicted model, not a curated record. The transcript has 2 exons. Gene Ontology annotation, molecular function: heme binding; oxidoreductase activity, acting on paired donors, with incorporation or reduction of molecular oxygen; iron ion binding. The coding region runs from base 1 to 1470 and encodes 489 amino acids.